This is a messenger RNA of Exophiala aquamarina CBS 119918, 1044 nucleotides long. Its product is annotated as GTP cyclohydrolase I. Gene Ontology annotation, cellular component: cytoplasm. Lineage: Eukaryota; Fungi; Ascomycota; Eurotiomycetes; Chaetothyriales; Herpotrichiellaceae. Gene Ontology annotation, molecular function: zinc ion binding; GTP cyclohydrolase I activity; GTP binding. Gene Ontology annotation, biological process: tetrahydrofolate biosynthetic process; tetrahydrobiopterin biosynthetic process. Bases 1 to 1044 code for a protein of 347 amino acids. The transcript has a single exon. The record is from RefSeq and is a predicted model, not a curated record.
AUGAGUCAACCGCCCGCAAAAGUAUCUCCCGCCGACAGCGCUUCCUCCUCUUCACCUUUAGUCCCUCUACAUCCUAAGCCUCGAUCAGCCAUCCCAUCCCACUUGCUGAAUAGUGGUUCUCCUCUACGUCAGCCAACAAAAACCAGAGCUCAAGAAAGGGAAAGUCUAGCUUCCUCCAUCAAGAGCACCUAUGCGCGCCGCAUGACAAUCGACAUGGGAGACGUUCGAAAUUCCCCCACCAUCAUACAAGGGGUGUCUUGGACUGGUCUCGCCGAUAGCGAUGUCUCCGACGAUCACAAGAGGCCCCUCAGUUUACGAGAGCCAGCCAGAGAUGUCAGAGACGAGGCACCCAUCACUCCUCCCGCCACCGUAUCCCGUCCGGCAAGCCCCUACACAAUGAACCCUCCCAUCGACUUCGACGGGCUCAGUUGGCCUUGUAUUGGCACAAGGGAACGACUUGAGCAGACUCCCGAGCAAGCGCAGGCCCGACUGGACAAGCUUGCUGGGGCUGUCAAGACAAUCUUUGAGUGCAUUGGCGAAGAUCCCGACCGAGAAGGGCUACGAGGAACGCCUGAGCGCUAUGCGAAAGCCCUGAUGUACUUCACCAAAGGAUAUGAAGAAAAUGUAAGAGACUUGGUUAAUGGCGCAGUUUUUCACGAAGAUCAUGAUGAGUUGGUGAUUGUCAAGGAUAUUGAGGUGUUCAGCUUAUGCGAGCAUCACAUGGUGCCGUUUAUUGGGAAGAUGCAUAUCGGAUACAUCCCCAAUCGGAGAGUCCUCGGCCUCAGUAAAUUGGCAAGACUGGCUGAGAUGUUUUCUCGAAGGCUCCAGGUCCAAGAGAGACUGACCAAGCAAGUGGCGCUUGCGAUUGCUGAAGUCCUCCAACCUCAAGGUGUGGCUGUGGUGAUGGAGUCCAGUCAUCUGUGCAUGGUCAUGAGAGGGGUACAAAAAACCGCAAGCAGUACCACCACAAGUUGUAUGCUUGGGGCCAUGAGGAGCAGUGCGAAGACAAGGGAAGAGUUUCUCAGUCUCUUGAACCGCAAGUGA